Molecule: messenger RNA, 2380 nt
Organism: Acanthoscelides obtectus
Lineage: Eukaryota; Metazoa; Arthropoda; Insecta; Coleoptera; Chrysomelidae
Source: the annotation of a GenBank genome assembly
GACGAUUUAAAUUUGGCAGGGUUAGGCUAUUUUAUGUUUAUUUAAACAUUUUUGAAGAAUUUGAACUUCUCAUAACUAAACAUAAAUUUUUAGUUGCGUUUAACUAACUUUAUUUGAUUCUGUAUACGGAAGCUAUGGCAUUUUCUUUUGGAAAUACUUCACAGUCUGCUUUUGGCAGCACACAGACCAAACCGACUGGAUUCGGCACAACUUUUGGCAGUACUGCUACUACGACAGCAUCAACUGGUUUUGGUUUUGGAUCAUCAUUUGGAGGUGGUACUCAACAACAGACGGGCUUUGGCAGUACUUUUGGACAACCGGCAGCUGGAGCCACGGCUCCUACUUUUGGUACUUCUUUCGGACAGCCAGUCGCCUCAACAGCUUCCACAUUCGGCACUGCUUUUGGAGCACCAGCCUCCUCAGCUGCGACGCCGACAUUUGGUAGUGCGUUCGGCGGUACUGCAGCAACAGGUCAACAGCAGCAAACCAACCUCUUUGGCGCGCAAGCUUCAAAACCUGGUUUGUUUGGCAGUACCUCAACACCAUCGCUUUUCUCAACACCUGGUAGUGGCACCACUACUGGUGGACUCUUUGGUAGCACUACCACUACACAACCUGCAGCGGGGGGACUAUUCGGUGCUUCAACAACAACCACUCCAAGUUUAUUUGGCCAACCAACGUCUACCCCAUCACUCUUUGGUCAACCCACACCCAACACCACAUCAAGUCUCUUUGGAACCAAUUCUGGUACCACGGGAGGUUUUGGUACUGGGCUUUUUGGUAGCUCGAACACCUUCGGAUCUAGCUUCGGUGCAACAACUACAGCAUCUACAGGUUUCGGGGGUUUUGGUACAUCAGCGACUUAUGGUGGAUUAGGUGCUGGAAAUGCUCCUGCAGGUUACUUUGGAAGCACAGGACUUGGAGCAGGCGCAAGGCCUCCGAUUAGACAAGCUGACCUUCUGCAAUCAUUGGCAACUCAAACCAUAGCAUCCGUCUACUCUGUGAACUUGUUCAAUGAUGAAAGGGAUGAUGUCAUCAAGAAGUGGAAUAUGCUGCAAGCGUGCUGGGGUAGCGGGAAUGGCUACUACGCACCAGGUCAGCCUCCAGUAGAAUAUGUGCCUCUAAACCCGUUCUACAGGUUCAAGGCGAUGGGGUAUAAUGUCAUUCCUGAGCACGACAAUUCGGACGGCAUUGUACGGAUCAUUUUUGGGAAGAAGAUCGACGAAUUGAAAAAUCAGCAAGAGGUAUUGAAGAAUGGAAUAGCUGGAAUCCUAGGCAACAAGCCCAAUCUCACAAUCGAAAUAAUCCAGCUGAGGGCCCUUACUGAAUCUCAAACUGAAUUGAAGGUUACCGUCACCGAGAAAGGAGUGACAGGAACCGGUCGCAAGAUACCCGCUACAGACUUGGCUGCGUUCUUUAAUCAACCACAGCAGAAACAGCAGCUGACAAAUGUUGGAGUUACCAGUAUAACGCCUUACGUCACUCCUAGCAAGGCAGAGUUAGAGGAGUAUUUGAAGCAUCCCCCAUCAGGCAUCGAUAAUCAGAUGUGGCUAGCAGCUAUUCAAGACAAUCCGAAUCCUAAGAAAUAUAUUCCGGUGCCAAUAAAUGGCUUUUCGGACCUGAGGUCGCGUAUGCUCCAUCAAGAAUAUCAAACAGGUCUACAUCAAGCCUUCCUGGAUAAAGUAAAUAAGGAUAUAGCGGAUCUUAAAACAAAACAUUCCUCUUCGAUAGCACAAAUCACCGAGUUGAAGCAGAAGUUCCUGGAGAUGCAGCAUCGUAUUCUGAGGGUAUUGGUCAAACAAGAAAGUACAAGAAAACUAGGAAUAGCCAUACAACCUGAAGAAGAAUUGUUACGAGGAAGAUUCGAGAUGAUGCAUACCCAGCUUAACAACCCCAAGCAAUUUAAGGGCCAGUUGAACGAACUUCUGUCCAACGUGAAAAUGAUAGAGGGGAGCCAAAAACAGAUCGCCGUGCAGUACAGAUUAGACACGGAAGCUCAAGAGGAAAUCAAACAGUUGUUAAAAAUGGAACAUAACGGAAUUGCGCAGUUAGUCAACAUUAUCAAGGGUGAUCUGCACGCUCUAAACACCAUCCAGGAAGGAAUGAAACAGAUGGUUCCAAACCAUAGUUGAGUUUAAGAAGUUUUAGUUCAGCUAAUCGUUUGCUCAGUGUUUGAGUUAUUUAAACACAAGAUUAUGUUCUCAAUGUGUUUCAGGCGAGAGUGAACUGGAUGUUAUACUCAAACACUUGAAAUAUGCCUUUGGUUUGUAAUUUUUAUAAGUAAAUUUUGAGUUGUUAAGAAUACAAAUCUCUCCUGAGGGUAAUUCCAUAAGUAAUUAUGUAUUUUUGAAAAAAUAAAUAUGUAAAUGUUUUUAACGUG